This is a messenger RNA of Vespa velutina, 1898 nucleotides long. RefSeq names its product annexin B9-like. The coding region runs from base 199 to 1188 and encodes 329 amino acids. The transcript is spliced from 7 exons. The record is from RefSeq and is a predicted model, not a curated record. Gene Ontology annotation, cellular component: cytoplasm. Lineage: Eukaryota; Metazoa; Arthropoda; Insecta; Hymenoptera; Vespidae. Gene Ontology annotation, molecular function: calcium ion binding; calcium-dependent phospholipid binding.
ACUUUUUUAUUACAUAAAAUAUAUAAAGAAAAUAAAUCGUUAUCGCGAGAGAAUUCGAUCGAUGACAAUGGCGAAUGUUUCGAAUAUAAAUAAAAUAUAUGUUUAUAAUUUUCCAUUAGUUCUAUUCGAUAACGAUAUAAUGUGUUUUGAAGAUACUCGUUUAUCAUCGUGCAUAUAACAACGUGAUGAUGGAUAAAAAUGAAGAUAAGAGAAGAGAUGUCUCCCAGUCAAUAUUAUCACGUGCAGUGCACGCCAACCGUCUACCCGGCUGAUCCUUUUAAUUCCGAGGAAGAUGCGACUCUUUUACGAACAGCAAUGAAAGGCUUUGGUACUGAUGAACAAGCCAUUAUCGAUGUACUUGCCCAUCGUGGAAUCGUUCAGCGUCUUGAAAUCGUUGAAAAAUUUAAAACGAUGUACGGGAAAGAUCUUAUCUCUGAAUUGAAGUCCGAGCUUGGCGGUAAUUUUGAAAAAGCUAUUAUUGCCCUGAUGACACCACUUCCAGAAUUUUAUGCAAAAGAAUUGCACGAUGCAAUUUCUGGAAUGGGCACGGACGAAGGUGCUCUCAUCGAAGUACUAGCAUCUUUAAGCAAUUAUGGGGUUAAAACUAUAGCUGCCGUUUAUAAAGAACUGUACGAUACUGAUUUGGAGGAUGAUCUCAAAAGCGAUACUUCCGGUCAUUUCAAGAGGCUCCUUGUUUCGUUAUCAUGUGCAAACAGAGAUGAAAGUUCGGAAGUCGACGUUGCAGCCGCUACGGAGGAUGCCGAAAAACUUUUAGCCGCUGGUGAAGAACAAUGGGGAACGGAUGAGAGUACAUUUAAUUCUAUAUUGAUCACGAGAAGUUUCCCACAAUUAAGACAAAUUUUCAAAGAAUAUGAACGCCUGGCUGGUCAUUCAUUGGAAGAAGCUAUCAAACAAGAAUUUUCAGGCUCUCUUGAAGAUGGUUAUCUAGCAGUUGUAAAAUGCGCCAGAGACAAAACCGCAUACUUCGCAGAAAGACUAUACAAAGCUAUGAACGGAAUUGGUACUACUGAUUCAACUUUAAUACGAAUAAUAGUAGCACGAUCGGAAAUUGAUUUGGGUGACAUCAAGGAGGAUUAUCAAAAAAUUUAUGGGACAUCGCUUGCAGGUGACAUCGAUGAUGACACUUCCGGUGACUACAAGAGACUCUUGCUUGCCCUACUCGGAUGAAAACGUUUUGAUCGUUCAACAUCUCCUUUUUGCUUUUAAAUCGUAUUUUAAUACCAUGGAUGAUACGUAAUGAUUAUCUCUUCUAAAUUUUAAGUUAAUUAGUUUCUUCUCAAUAUGAUUCUCAUGAUUGAGGGUGAAUAAGAUUUGAUUAAUGUAUGUGUGUGCGUGUUCCAAUAUUUUUUUUUUUUGAUUCGUUCCGUUUUUUUUUUCUUUUUCUUUUUUUCUCCCCCUUCUUCUUUGUCCCACCUCGAAUAAAGUGCAGAUAAUCGCAUUUAUAGAUCAUGCUGGUCUGCACUUUAAAAUUACAUUAUAUACGAAACUUUCAAGAGAAAGGAUUAAUCGAAACCAUUUUACAAAAUAAAGGCUGUGAGCUACUAUAAAAAAAAAAAGGAAGAAAAAAAAAGGAAAACAAAAAAAAAUAAAGAAAAGAAAAUAAUAUUUUGUAUUUUUAAUUUGCAUUACUUUAUCGAAGAUAUCGAUUAGCAUUUAGUCAUUACGUUAUCCGACUUAUAACUUUCUCUCACAGGGGCUUCGAUAAAUAAAAAUAUAUGGUAGUAACACGAGGAUUAAUACAUCUAAUUAACAUUAAUACAUGUGUGUAAAUUAACAAAAUAUACUAAUUGUAAUUUAUUUUUGGAACAUGCAUGCGUAUGAAUGACAUUCGGCGUGGUGUGUGUGUAUAUAUAUAUAUAUAUGUAUAUAUAUAUAUA